GCGCGGGCACGUGACGGAGGUGAGGGGAGCCCGGCGGCGGUGGCCGGGGCGGCGGAGGAACAUGGAGCUGAAAUGGCUGCUGUGGGUGACCCUGCUAGCCCUUGGGAUCUUUGCUGUCCAGACACAUGAUACAGAUGAAGAUAAUGAAGCUGAUGAUGUAGUUGAUAUUGAGGAUGACUUGGAUGAUGGUAUUGAGGAUGUAGAAGAGUCAAAGUCUGAAACAAGCAGUGCUCCUCCAGCUCCAAAGGUUACUUACAGGCCCCCUGUCCCAACUGGUGAAGUGUAUUUUGCGGAAUCUUUUGAUAAAGGAACUCUGGAUGGAUGGGUCCUUUCCAGAGCCAAGAAAGAUGAUACAGAUGAUGAGAUUGCCAAAUAUGAUGGUAAGUGGGAAGUCCAAGACAUGAAGGAAACAAAGCUUCCAGGAGACAAAGGGCUUGUAAUGGUAACCCGAGCCAAGCAUCAUGCAAUUUCGUCCAAACUUUCCAAGCCAUUUGUGUUUGAUACCAAACCCCUUAUUAUACAGUAUGAAGUAAACUUCCAGAAUGGAAUAGAGUGUGGUGGGGCCUAUGUGAAAUUGCUUUCAAAAACCCCUGAGUUGAACCUGGAUCAGUUCCAUGACAAAACUCCAUAUACAAUAAUGUUUGGCCCUGACAAAUGUGGAGAGGACUAUAAAUUGCACUUCAUCUUCCGGCACAAAAACCCAAAGACUGGCAAAUACGAGGAAAAGCAUGCAAAGCGCCCAGAUGCAGAUCUGAAGACCUACUUUACUGAUAAGAAGACUCAUCUUUAUACUCUAGUCUUGAAUCCUGACAAUAGUUUUGAGAUACUGGUUGAUCAAACAGUUGUCAACAGUGGGAAUUUGCUAAAUGAUAUGUCACCUCCUGUGAAUCCACCCCGAGAGAUUGAGGACCCAAAUGACCAGAAGCCUGAGGACUGGGAUGAGAGGCCAAAAAUCCCAGACCCAGAUGCGGUUAAACCAGAUGACUGGGAUGAGGAUGCUCCUGCAAAGAUUGCGGAUGAAAAUGCUGUGAAACCAGAGGGCUGGCUGGAUGAUGAGCCAGAGUAUGUAGCAGACCCUGAUGCUGAGAAGCCUGAAGAUUGGGAUGAAGAUAUGGAUGGUGAAUGGGAGGCACCUCAGAUUGCAAACCCUAAAUGUGAGACAGCUCCUGGCUGUGGUACCUGGCAGCGCCCAAUGAUUGACAAUCCAAACUACAAAGGCAAAUGGAAGCCUCCUAUGAUUGAUAACGUGAACUAUCAGGGUAUAUGGAAACCUAGAAAGAUCCCAAACCCAGAUUUUUUUGAAGACUUGGAACCUUUCAAGAUGACUCCUGUCAGUGCUGUGGGACUUGAGUUAUGGUCCAUGACAUCUGACAUCUUUUUUGACAACUUUAUCAUCUGUACUGAUAGAGCUGUGGCUGAUGAUUGGGCCAGUGAUGGAUGGGGACUGAAAAAAGCAGCUGAUGGUGCUGCAGAGCCUGGUGUUGUGGGCCAGAUGAUGGCAGCUGCUGAAGAGCGUCCCUGGCUUUGGGUAGUCUACAUCCUCACUGUGGCUUUGCCAGUAUUCCUUGUUAUCCUUUUCUGCUGUUCUGGGAAGAAACAGCCAAGUGCUGCAGAAUACAAGAAGACUGAUGCUCCUCAGCCUGAUGUGGUGGAUGAUGAGAAAGAAGAAGAAAAAGAUAAAGGAGAAAAAGAAGAGGAGGAGGAAGAGGAGGAUGCAAAUGAGGAAAAGCUUGAGAAGCAGAAAAGUGAUGCUGAUCUAGGAAGUGCUAGUCAAGAGGAGGAAGAAGAGGAGGAGGAGGAAGACAGGAAACCUGCAUCAGAGGAGGAAGAAACUGUGAAUAGAUCACCCAGAAACAGAAAGCCAAGGAAAGAUUGAAAAAAGUCAUAAGAACUUGAUCUGUGAUUUCUUUUUUUUUGUUGUUGUUUUCAAACAUGGUUCUGGGAGAGGACCUUGGACACCUUACAUUGAAACUUGGACAAACCUCAAGAUUUCACCAUCCACAGGUUCCAGUCACACGAUCCAAUGUAAUGGAGUGUCUAGCAGUAAAAUAUUUGCAAUCAUCUGUUUUAAAGAGCAUCAUUCCUGUAGAAAGAAAGCAUUUAAUAUAAUGGGCUGUGGAUUUUGGAAUGUAACAUAACUAACCUUUUCAUUUUUGGUUUUAAAUAUUCUUUUCUCUUCUUAAGUAGAUUGGUAGAAUUUUUCCAGUCUCAAACCUUGGCUUAAUUUAAUAUAUUAAUUAGUGAAAUAUAACGAUGAAUCUUGAAAGUGCUAGGUGAUAAAAAUGCAGUUUUAUAACUAGUUUUUUUUACAGAUAUGUAAAUUCCUAAAUGCACCAAUGUCUUUAUACCCCAAAAAUGUGGUAAUUGUUCAAAGCAAAGUUGUCAAUGCAUUUGACAGCACCCCUGCCCUCAAAAGAAAAGACAGCUGGAGGGAGAUGUACGGGGAGACCAGUAGUGAAACUCUCUAAUCAAUCAACUUCAUUCUUUUGGGGGGAGGGAAAAGAGGAAGAAGGGGUGGAAGGGAAGGGGUUAGGCAGUCUAUAAAAUAUAUGCAUACUGUGCAUGGCUAAAGCCCUGUUAAAUGUUGACAAACGAUCUAGGAUUUGGAGUGGGUCAUCUUAACGUGGCAUUUAAUCCUGCAGAUCUUGCAGACAACCAGGUUUAUUUGUUCUUGAACUCUUUGUAAAGCUGAGGGUUGCUGGGGAGGUGUGGUUAGGCUACUUCCCCCUUUGCCCUCUGUUCAGCCACCGGUGUUUUCCUCUGUGACGAUACAGCUCUUCCUGAGAGCAGCUUUGCCUCAGUUGCUGGAGCACUUCAUGUUCAGCUCAUUGUCAAACUCGAUUUCAUAGCUAGACCUGCUCCUUUCCAGGGUCCAAACACUGAAUAAGACAGUGUCCCAUAUCCUCUCGCUGUUGUCACUGUAUGUCUGCUGUAGAAAUGGGGGAGGUAGGCAGGUAAACAAGUUGAACUGAGUAUUUGUUAGGGAAAAAAAACCACAACCAAGAUGUCAGUAUUGUAGGUGGGGAAGGAGCAUGUGGAAUCUCUUAACUGGUAUGUGAAACUGUUUAAGUCCUUUUAUCUGCUCUUCAUGUAACAAGUGCAUUCUAAAUUAUAUUGUGAAUGUUAGGAAAUUCCAAUUCCAGCUGAAUAAAUUUUUUUAAAGUGUUGAGUCUACCAUA
This is a messenger RNA of Pyrgilauda ruficollis (rufous-necked snowfinch), 3179 nucleotides long. RefSeq names its product calnexin (gene CANX). Bases 62 to 1876 code for a protein of 604 amino acids. The record is from RefSeq and is a predicted model, not a curated record. Gene Ontology annotation, molecular function: calcium ion binding. Gene Ontology annotation, cellular component: endoplasmic reticulum membrane; endoplasmic reticulum. The transcript is spliced from 15 exons. NCBI's taxonomy places the organism in Eukaryota, Metazoa, Chordata, Aves, Passeriformes, Passeridae. Gene Ontology annotation, biological process: protein folding.